Hyaloscypha bicolor E is the source of this 2057-nucleotide messenger RNA. RefSeq lists its product as uncharacterized. Gene Ontology annotation, molecular function: metal ion transmembrane transporter activity. The transcript is spliced from 7 exons. The record is from RefSeq and is a predicted model, not a curated record. Gene Ontology annotation, cellular component: membrane. Gene Ontology annotation, biological process: transmembrane transport; metal ion transport. NCBI's taxonomy places the organism in Eukaryota, Fungi, Ascomycota, Leotiomycetes, Helotiales, Hyaloscyphaceae. The coding region runs from base 140 to 1801 and encodes 553 amino acids.
UCUCGUCAUAUCUCUCUCACAUAUCUCUCCCAGUGCUUGACCCUCGUAUUGUCUCAAUUAUAGUUCAAGUCUUAGCCUGAACUCUUGUUACUCUGUUCUUGCCUUAGCAAGCGCAAGUUCGCAGCGCUCUUCCUAUCCAAUGGCUAGCCAAGAGAGCAUCCACCUCCAAGAUCUUUCAACUGCUUCUGCGAACCCCAACGCUCCAGCCAUCGCAGGUCAUGAGGCCAACAAUUCGUCUUCAAAGCCCGUAGUUACUCCUACUGCAGCUGUGGCGCCGAGAAGAUCUUCCGAGAGGGAGGGGCAUCACGAUAUGCUUGAAAAACUUCUCCGGUCAAAGUUAAACAGCGACAUCCACGGGGUGGAGAGACAGAAAUUGAGGAAUUUUCUCUUUCACUACAGCUCACUUAAAGGCAAGCCAGGUGAUGAAAUAUUUAAAGAAAUGGUUCAGUACAUGAGGUACAAAGACCCAACGGAGGGUUCGAGCUGGGCCGAAUCAUCCCCCAAACUCAGCUCUUGCUCCACAACUUUCUCCGAAUGCCUCGAGAUUUUACGGGAGGAGCUACGUUCAGGACGAACGGAGUCUUUCCAGUUUUGUAUACUCUCCGCCAAGCUCCCGGAAGCCACCCGAUCUGAGAAAUAUUCUUUCUCAGAUAAAUGGCCUUUGGCCAGGAACAGUCGGCUAAAUCGAAUGUAUAAUGCGCCAAGAGAUGCAAUAUUUCAUGUGAUACAUGAGGAAUGGGAGUGUCACCAAAUUUGGAUAGAUGCGGAAGCACCGAAACCAUUUUGGCCGAAUAGAAAGAUAACACUGCCAUCUAAAGACACCACUUGGAAGACGCCGCCGGUUAAGGAUCCAGAGUCUCUAAUAUUCAAAUGGCAGCGGGUAUUACCAAAGUACCACAACGACCUGAUCUCGGAGAAGCCUAAGAACGUGUUGAUUAUCUUCGAUUCCACCGUCGUCUCUGAGCCGAGAGACGAACCUAGCAGUAUCCUCAAGAUGUACAAGGACAUUCUUGACAGGCCAUUGCCACAUGACACCGGAUGCCCACACAGUAUUGAGACACAAUUUGUCAGAUCGUUAUAUUGUAUUUUCCGCCUUAUGAUCGAAUGCACAAAGGAGUUCCUGACCGACCUUCAUAAACAACUUUCGGAUUUUACAUCGUUGGGGAGAAGUGAUCCAUCAGCCAGCAAACUCCACUACUUGACUCAUUUGGAAGAUUGCAGGCAACAAUCUUGCUUAGAAUUAGCAGAUACUUUAUCACUGCUAUCGGAAUUAUGGCAGACGCACGUUGAAAACAAUGCGCGAGUGGACUCGGGAAUGAAACCUUGGAAGGAGGAAAUUGAAAAGGAUCUCACGUACCUGGGAGAAGAAAUGAAAGGAGUGAAGGGCAAAAUUGAAGGCGUUCGGGUUAUGGUGAAAGAUAAACUUAAGCUUCGCCAGAUUAGUCGCACUUUCAUCCUAACUUUCGUGGCUGCUGUCUAUUUACCCUUCUCUUUCAUGACAUCUCUUUUCGCCAUGAACGUCUCAGACCCUCUCUGGCCGUCAUCCAACUCGAAAGCUUCUAAUGGUACUGCCUAUACGACCGUCGACGGCACAAACAGUACAAGUGAUGUGUUCGCAGUUUCGCAAAACGAAACAGAUGCUAUCGUAGGUGCAAUAUACGACACUGCCUCUCACCUCUGGACUUUCAAAGAGUACUGGUACGUCACGGCUUCCGUGACCUUCGCCACCAUAUUUCUUCCCAUGAUUAUCGGGCCAAUCUUUCGCAUAUUAUCACAAUUUCUGUCCCGCCAUAUGGCUUAGUGGCGUGCAGCCAUACUAAUUCUAGGAUUCAACGUGAUAUAUUUUAUGAGUUUGUACCUCCCCAGGUUGCCCUUUCUAAUUAUAUUCGGCGUUUUCCUCGGGCUCUUGGCGGCAUCCCUUCUGAUGGAAGCGCUAAUAUUGAAACGAAGGCGCAUAUUGUGGGCAUCCUUUGCGCUGCUUUAUGUCGCUACUCUAGCGUCGUCUAUAUAUUUCCUUUCUAUUUCUAGACUAUCCCUAGGACUAGUUUGUCCGCUCU